UUACAUUGUGCAAGCAUUUGCUCAAGCUGUUGCAGCAGUAUUUAGUAAGAGGAAAGAAAGAGCAAGAUCACCAUCACCCUUAAGCUCUAAUAGCUCAGGAGCUACUAGUAGCGAAGAUAAAAGUGAGAAAAGGUAG
Messenger RNA from Racocetra fulgida, 136 nucleotides. The record is from the annotation of a GenBank genome assembly. NCBI's taxonomy places the organism in Eukaryota, Fungi, Glomeromycota, Glomeromycetes, Diversisporales, Gigasporaceae.